AUGGUUCAAUACAAGUUUACUUACGGUAAGGCUCGUGGCCUUGGUGAGCCAGUUAGAUUGUUGUUGCACUACGCUGGAGUACCAUUUGAAGAUGAACGCAUUGAAUUUGGACAAGUUCAGGAAAUGCGUGACGGUACGUUUACCUUUAUUGUGCUGCAAUGUAAAAGUUGAAGUUCGUUAUUUCUUCUUGUUGUAAUAGACAAACGAAAAGUUACUUUUGAUCAAAACUUCUUUUACAGAACUUCCUUUCGGCCAAAUCCCUUUGUUGACCAUUGACGGGGCUUACAAAAUCAGCCAAAGUCGGGCCAUUCUUCGUUACUUAGCUCGCAAGUACAACUUAACCGGUAAAGACGAAAUCGAAGAAGCCAAAGUUGACAGUUACCUCGACUUUCUGGAUGAUUUAGCCAACAAUGUUCGUCCGUACAUCAUGGCAUUGAGAGGAAAUGGCGAAGACAAGGACAAGAAGUACGAAGCUGCCAAGACCUAUAUUGAGACAAAAUGGGAAAAGUUCUUCAACAAGACAGUGGAUGCUUCUGGCAGUGGAUUCAUAUCAAAUUCUGGUCUUACUUAUCCUGAUUUUGUGUUUGCUUGCUUCUAUGAGACUGCUACCAAGAUCAACUUUGAACCGAUUAUCAAUAUGAAGAACUUCAAGCUGAUUCAUGACAAUGUCAAGUCUCUGCCUCAACUCAAAGAAUACUUGUCUAGCCGCCCAGACUCACAAUUUUAA
This is a messenger RNA of Bursaphelenchus okinawaensis, 727 nucleotides long. The record is from the annotation of a GenBank genome assembly. Lineage: Eukaryota; Metazoa; Nematoda; Chromadorea; Rhabditida; Aphelenchoididae.